Molecule: messenger RNA, 1098 nt
Organism: Cryptococcus wingfieldii CBS 7118
Lineage: Eukaryota; Fungi; Basidiomycota; Tremellomycetes; Tremellales; Cryptococcaceae
Exons: 3
Coding region: 1-1098 (365 amino acids)
Biological process (GO): biosynthetic process
Source: RefSeq, a predicted model, not a curated record
AUGUUACUGUCAAUCCUCUUGCAUCUUUCCGGCCACUACCGCGUCCCCCUUGAACUGGGUAGCCUCGCUAGCACUGCCCAUCCACUGUCCGUUUCUACGUCGCGGGCGUACGGGCCUAUCUUGUCAACUUCGGCUUCCCCCACGGGGGCUUCAACGACCCCCUCUUUGCCCGCAUCGUUCGGAAUCACCAGCACACCGGCUCAGCAAAAGAUUCCCCUGCUCGUCACCUCUGUCGACUCCUUCACCCAGCGCGUGCUCUCCUAUCUCCAGAUCCUCGGUUUUGAGCAUGUCUCUGUCCGGCUCGCCAUCAGCAACGAGGCGAUGCUGGAAUCUGCCGAGAGCUGGCAGCCCGAUAUCGUGCUGUGCCCCUUCUUGACCAAUAAGGUGUCACCGAGCAUCUACAACACGUGGAUCACCCUCGUUGUCCACCCAGGCCUCCCCGGCAAUGCUGGCUCCUCCUCCCUCGACUGGGAUCUGCUCGGCGACAACGGCGCCGUCCCCUUUUCCACCGACCUCCUCCCUGCCCUCCUUUCAACUCUCCCCAGCCCUGUAGCCCAGCGGCCACACUGGGGCACGAUCUGCUUCCAGGCCACCGAAGAUCUCGAUGACGGGGUUAACCUCCACUCGCCUGCUGUCAUGACGGCUGUCAUCACUGCUCUCAUCAGGGUGUAUGGAAAGACUGCGGGUAUGGAUAAGGCAGAGGGGAUGAAUGUCGCGCCGGAGAAGGGCUGGCAAGAGCUGAGUGUCUCUUUGGGAGAGAGAUUUUUGGGCGGAAAGACGCACGAGAGGCCGUUGCUCCAGUUUGCCAAGCGAAAACCGGACUGGGAGAAGCAUACGGCUGAAGAUGUGCUGAGGAUCCUCAACGCUAGCGACUCUCAGCCGAGCGCUAUGCUGCACCCUCUUACGUCUGCCUCCAAGGCAUCGCUCUUUGCGUAUGGCGCCCAUCUCCACAAGAAGCAAGAUAUCGACAACGAAAAGAAGACUCUAAAAGCGGAAGACGCGGGAGUAGAGGAGAUUGAAGAGAUGGAGGUGAAGUGGUAUUUGAGAAAGAUGGAUGUAUGCAGAAUGCGGAUUAUGUGCUUGCAUGGGUGGUCAUAG